Molossus molossus (Pallas's mastiff bat) is the source of this 2210-nucleotide messenger RNA. It is a transcript of the gene BFSP1, whose product is annotated as beaded filament structural protein 1. Gene Ontology annotation, biological process: lens fiber cell development. The transcript is spliced from 8 exons. Bases 71 to 2059 code for a protein of 662 amino acids. Gene Ontology annotation, cellular component: intermediate filament; cytoplasm. Lineage: Eukaryota; Metazoa; Chordata; Mammalia; Chiroptera; Molossidae. Gene Ontology annotation, molecular function: structural constituent of eye lens. The record is from RefSeq and is a predicted model, not a curated record.
AUUUAGCGGCUUCUGGCUCCGCGAGGGCCCUCUGGGGCUGGCUUUGCAAGCGCUCGCCCGCAGAGGAGCUAUGUACCGACGUAGCUACGUCUUCCAAACCCGCAAGGAGCAGUACGAGCGAGCCGAGGAGGCGCCCCGCCGCCUGCCCAGGGGACAGUCUGUCGCGCCGGAUGUGGCAGCGCUGCAGGGGCUCGGCGAGCGCGUGGCCGCCCACGUCCAGCGGGCCCGCGCGCUCGAGCAGCGCCACGGUGUCCUGAGGCGGCAGCUGGAUGCCUUUCAGCGCCUGGGCGAGCGGGCCGGGCCGGAGGAUGCCCUCGUCCGCCAAGUGGAAGGCAACCGCCAGCGCUCCCGGGACCUGGCGGCUGAGCGCGCCCGGUUGGAGCUCAGGAACGCAGAGGCACAACGCGCGCUUGACGAGUACCGUAGCAAGUAUGAAAAUGAAUGUGAAUGUCAAGUGCUGCUAAAAGAAAUGCUUGAGAGGCUUAACAAGGAAGCUGAUGAAGCCUUACUGCAUAAUCUGCACCUUCAGAUUGAAGCCCAGUUUCUGCAGGACGAUACCAGUGCAGCAAAGGACAGAUACAAAAAGAAUCUUCUGGAAAUUCAGACCUACAUCAGCAUCCUGCAGCAGAUUAUUGACACGACCCCUCAAGCAUCCACCAUUACAGGUGGGAUGAGGGAGGAGAAGCUCCUGACGGAACGAGAGGCAGCUGCCCUUCAGCGUCAGCUGGAGGAAGGCCAGGAGGUACUGUCUUUUCUGCAGGCACAGAGAGCUGAGCUGCAGGCCCAGACAGUGACCCUGGAACAAGCUAUUAAGGAUGCCCACGAGUGUUACGAUGAUGAGAUUCAGCUCUAUAAUGAACAGAUUGAAACCCUGCGGAAGGAGAUUGAAGAGACUGAGAGGAGCCUGGAGAAGUCUUCCUAUGACUGCCGGCAGCUGGUGGUCGCCCAGCAAACCCUGAAGAAUGAGCUGGAGCGGUAUCAUCGGAUCAUUGAGAGCGAAGGCAACAGGCUGAGCUCCACCUUCAUUGAAACACCUGUCAUGCUGUUCACCUCAGGCCACGGAGCCUCUCUCAGCCCUCGACCCAGCAGGAAUGAUUUCACCAGGGUUGUGCAGGAUAUAACAACAGCAAAACCAAGACAAAAAGGCCUCCCCAAGAAUGUUCCAAGGAAACAGGAGAUUAUAGCUAAAGACAAAGCAGAUGAACGUUUGGAAGGUGCACCACUGAAAGGUCCGGCAGACACCAAGCUGACGCGGGUGGCAGCUGAAGAAGAAGGGGAGGAUAGGCAUGAGUCAGGGAGGGAGGAAGCAAGUCCCCCCACCCCAGAAGGGGCUCCACGGGAUGUGCCAGAUGGAGGGCAGGUAAGCAAAGCCUUUGGGAAACUCUGCAAGAUGGUCAAGGAGAGAGUGAGAAGCCCCAAGGAGCCCGAGUCCCCAGCUGACCUCUACACCAAAGGCCGGUACGUGCUGGUCUCUGGGGAUGCCAGUUACCUGGACCCUGGGUUCUGUGCCUUGUCUGCCCCAAUCAGAGGUGGAGUGGUUGUUUCCAUUGAAGACGACUCUCUGCAUUGUGAUGGCACUGUGGAGCCCUCUCCCGGGCAGCCCCAGCCCCCUCUGGAGAAUAGACAGGGGGGUCCACAGGGGCGAGAAGAUGGUCACCCACCCAACCAGCAUACUGCAGACAAGGAAAAUGAGAUAAAUACUGAAGAACUGAAAGGUCCCAGGGAGAAGCAUGAUAACCAGAAGGAGGAUGAAGGGCUCAGGAGGCCCUGUCUUGUGGUAACACCUGGUCCAGAGGGACCAUCUGCACUCUCACCCCAAAGGCCUGGGGCCAGUCAGGGUGGAUCUGAGGGCCAGGGAGAUAGGAGUGGCAGCCUGCAAGAGAGAAGCCCUCCCAGGACUUUGGCAUAUGAGAAGGUGGAAGUAACGGAAUCCAUUGAGAAAUUUUCAACUGAGAGCAUUCAGACAUAUGAAGAAACUGCUGUUAUUGUGGAGACCAUGACUGGAAAGACAAAGGCAAACAAGAAGAAUCUGGGAGACAAUGGCUGUCACAAUGCCUAGGCUCCAAGGGGAAGGCCUCUGGGCCACUGUCGGGAGGUACCUUGAUAUAGAACAAAGGAUACAGAGUGAGGCUUCCUGUUUGGAUUAGAUCAUAGCUGGCCUGUCUGGCAUUGCCAAUGAAACCUAAUUAAAAAGAUUUGUUUUGCUCGCA